AUGUUGAUCAAGGAAAGCGGAAUCGAUUUAUUGAGUCUACCACCGAUAAGGUUGGGAGAGGAGAGGGAAAUUCAUUAUGAAGCGGUGACGACGUCUAUAAAGAAAGCACUUCGACUUCAUCGUGCCAUCCAAGCUAAAGAUGGUCACUGGCCUGCUGACUAUGAUGCCCCCUUGUUCAUCACCCCACCCCUUCUUAUUGUCUUAUACAUCAGUGGAACCAUCAAUACACAUUUAACAAGUGAACACAAGAAAGAAAUGAAGCGUUAUAUCUACAACCAUCAAAAUAAAGAUGGGGGAUGGGGAUUUCACAUCGAGGGGCACAGCACCAUGAUGGGAUCUGCAUUGAACUAUGUAGCACUACGACUAUUAGGAGAAGGACCAGAUGACGGAAAUUGUGCAGUAAGCCGAGGCAGGAAGUGGAUACUUGACCAUGGGGGUGCAACCUGUAUUCCUUCUUGGGGCAAAAUUUAUCUUUCUGUGCUCGGAGUGUAUGAAUGGGACGGUUGCAACCCCCUACCACCAGAAUUUUGGCUUUUCCCUGAAGCGUUUCCUUUUCAUCCAGCGAAAAUGUGGUGCUAUUGCCGAACAGCCUAUAUGCCCAUGUCUUACUUGUAUGGGAAAAGGUUCCAUGGUCCGAUCACUGAAUUUGUUCUCCAGCUUCGAAAAGAGAUGUAUUCUAUCCCAUAUGACGAAAUAAAUUGGAAUAAACAUCGCCAUAAUUGUUGCAAGGAAGAUCUCCUUUACCCUCAUUCUACAGUCCAAGAUCUUUUGUGGGAUGGUCUUCAUUACUUUGGUGAGCCGGUCUUUAAAUAUUGGCCUUUCAAGCAACUACGAGAAAGAGCUUUAAAAAGAACGAUUGAGUUGAUUCGUUAUAGCGCCCAAGAAAGUAGAUACAUAACCACAGGAGCUAUUGAAAAGUCCUUGCAAAUGAUGGUUUGGUGGGCAGAGAACCCAAGUGGUGAUGAGUUCAAGCACCACCUUGCUAGAUUGCCUGAUUACUUAUGGCAAGCAGAAGAUGGAAUGAAGGUGAUGCCGAGUGGUGGUCAAUUAUGGAAUUGCGCGCUUUCAACUCAGGCAAUAAUUGCUAGUAAUAUGGUCGAAGAGUAUGGGGAAUCUCUGAAAAAGGCCCAUUUCUUUAUCAAAGAAUCUCAGGUCAAAAAUAAUCCGGCUGGAGAUUUUACUAAAAAGUGUCGGCAAGUUACUAAAGGGUCAUGGACAUUCGCCCAAGAUGAUGGAUGGGCGGUCUCAGAUUGCACAUCCGAAGCACUGAAAUGUCUUCUGUUACUAUCUCAAAUGCCAGUUGAAAUUUCAGGCGAACAAGAUGGUAACAUUGAGCGAUUAUAUGAUGCUGUUAAUUUCAUCCUUUUUGUACAAUCUCCUACCAGUGGAGGAUUUGCUAUCUGGGAGCAACCAGUCCCACAACCAUAUUUAGAGAUGUUGAACCCUUCAGAGAUGUUUGCCGACAUUGUUGUUGAAAGAGAGCAUCUCGAGAACACGGCAUCGAUCAUCCAAGCUCUGGUAGCGUUCAAACGUUUGCAUCCAAAACAUAGGGAGAAAGAAAUAGAAAAUGUUGUGUCAAAAGCAGUGCGUUUUCUUGAGAAAAGACAACGCCCUGAUGGUUCAUGGUAUGGCUACUGGGGGAUAUGUUUUCUAUAUGGCACGUGCUUUGUUCUAAGAGGCUUAGAAGCCGCUGGAAAGACAUAUGACAACUGUGAAGCAGUUCGUAAAGGAGUCAAGUUUUUGCUUUCAACACAAAAUGAAGAGGGUGGAUGGGGAGAAAGCUACAAGUCUUGUACUAGAGAAGUAUACACACCUUUGUUUGCAAAUCGGACAAACCUAGUUCAAACUUCAUGGGCCAUGCUUGGUCUCAUGUCAGCUGGACAAGUUGAACGAGACCUAACACCGUUACAUAAAGCAGCAAAACUGUUGAUCAAUGCACAAAUGGACAAUGGAGAUUUUCCUCAGCAGGAGUUCACUGGAGUCUCCAUGAAGAAUUGCAUGCUGCAUUAUCCGCUAUACAGGAAUAUCUUCCCAUUACUAGCACUUGGAGAAUAUCGUAGACAUAUUUGGGCUUGCUAAAAUAUUAAAGUCAUCACUGAAGUUCAAAACAUGAAUAAUGGGACUAUAAAAUUGUGUGCACAUGACUACCCAAUCUCCAAAAAUUAACGUACUCUAGUGUGAU
This is a messenger RNA of Lactuca virosa, 2182 nucleotides long. Lineage: Eukaryota; Viridiplantae; Streptophyta; Magnoliopsida; Asterales; Asteraceae. The record is from the annotation of a GenBank genome assembly.